AUGUCAGAGUUAAAGUCAUACACUUUUGAGGAAAUUUCUAAGCACAACACCCACGAUGAUUUGUGGAUUGUCUACAACGGUAAAGUCUAUGAUGUAGGUCAAUACAUCGAUGAACACCCAGGUGGUGAAGAAGUCAUAUUAGAUUGCGGUGGUCAAGAUGCUACAGACGCAUUCGAAGAUAUUGGACACAGCGAGGAUGCUCACGAAAUCUUGCAAGGUUUGUUGAUUGGGACUUUAGAAGGUGGUGUUAUUAAGGAAACCAAGAAGACUGCCACUGCUGAUGCCACUGAAUCAGGUGUUUCCACUCCUUUAAUUGCUGUUGGUAUCUUUUUGGCUGCUGCUGGUGUAUACUUUGUCUUGAACAAGUAG
This is a messenger RNA of Lizanozyma spartinae, 369 nucleotides long. RefSeq names its product Cyb5p (gene CYB5). The record is from RefSeq and is a predicted model, not a curated record. Gene Ontology annotation, biological process: sterol biosynthetic process. Lineage: Eukaryota; Fungi; Ascomycota; Pichiomycetes; Serinales; Debaryomycetaceae. Gene Ontology annotation, molecular function: heme binding. Bases 1 to 369 code for a protein of 122 amino acids. The transcript has a single exon. Gene Ontology annotation, cellular component: endoplasmic reticulum membrane; intracellular membrane-bounded organelle.